Messenger RNA from Racocetra fulgida, 1064 nucleotides. The record is from the annotation of a GenBank genome assembly. Lineage: Eukaryota; Fungi; Glomeromycota; Glomeromycetes; Diversisporales; Gigasporaceae.
UUGUCGACCUUAACGAACUUUUUGACAAACCUAAUGCUCGAAUCUUCAGAGUCUAUGGUGACGUAAUUCAGCUAUCAAAUACUUUGGAAAUUCCACAUUUGGAUGGUAGUGGUAUUAUUUUGAUCGCAGCAAGACGAGUUGAAAUUAAUCCAGGAUGUCAAAUAAUUGUUAAUUACAAGAAAUUCUUUCGAAUAGUAAUAUACACUGAAGAAAUGACUUCUGAACUUGAAAUUAUCGCAAAAAAUCAACUAAAAAAUGAUGAUUCAUCAAAAUUUGUUAUUAACAAAUUAAAAGAUGAUAAAUGCGUUGGUAAAUUACUUACUAUACGCGAUGGCAAGAGCCCUGAAUAUAAAGACAUACAUGUAUUUGAUAAUAAUAUUUUUGAAGAAAGGAGGAAUAAUGAAAUUUCAUUUGUUCCAUUAUUGGAUAAACAAUUCUACAGAAAUGGGAUCAAUGAAUUUAUGGAAACUGUAAAAUUUUAUGAACAUAAAUAUAAGCAAUUUCUAGAUAAAAGUGAUAAAAUUGAUCAAAUGAAAUUAGAAUCUGAAUUUUCAUUAGAAAAUAUUAAUGAUGAAACCGAAUUGCAUGAUCAUUUAAAAAAGAAUGAAUAUGAACGUUAUGAUUCAGCAUAUAAAUUGGUGAAAAAGAUAAAAGACGAGUUAAAGGAGAAACAAAAUGUCGUAAACAACGCAUGUGAACAUUUUAAAGAAGAAAUUGAAAAAUGGAAGGAUCAAAAGAUCUAUGAGGAACAAAUGAACGUGCUAAUUGCAGUUUUUAACUUAGCUAUACGUAUUGGUACAAUUGUUAUCAGACCUGAUGGCAUAGUUAACAUUAUUGAAUCUAUAGAGAAGACAUCUAUUUCGGUUCAAGAUGCUCUGAAUGCUGGUGAUAAAGUAAAAGCAUUCAUUGACGAAAACAAGGACUUAAAAGACAACUUAAAUGAUAUAAAGGAUAAAAUUGAAACAAUUCAAAAAAUUGAAGAAGAUUUGAAAAAUAAUUGCAACAAGGCUAAAGAUCUGAAUAAUAGUGUGAUAACAGAGCAAAAAAGAAUCGAAUCUUUGGAU